This is a messenger RNA of Lizanozyma spartinae, 1812 nucleotides long. RefSeq lists its product as uncharacterized. Bases 1 to 1812 code for a protein of 603 amino acids. Gene Ontology annotation, biological process: nucleotide catabolic process. Gene Ontology annotation, cellular component: cytosol. The transcript has a single exon. Lineage: Eukaryota; Fungi; Ascomycota; Pichiomycetes; Serinales; Debaryomycetaceae. The record is from RefSeq and is a predicted model, not a curated record. Gene Ontology annotation, molecular function: hydrolase activity.
AUGUACGUGUAUAUUUAUCAAUACUUGGCGGUGGUAUAUUUGUAUGUGUCUUCUUGGUUCGAAGGCGCAACAAAUGAAGUCACAUCUGGGUCUAGACCUAAUACGCCUACCAUAGCACCAGGCUCACCACUAAGAAGACCACUAGUAUGGAACGAUAUCAACUUUUUGCAUACUACAGACACCCACGCAUGGUAUGGGGGCCAUGAGCAUCAGAAAUCAUACAGUGGCAAUUGGGCACAUUUCAUAUCGUUUGCUGAACGAUUGAAGGAGAAGGCUCAUAAGAAUCACCAAGACUUGUUGUUGGUCGACUCGGGUGACAAGCAUGAUGGUAAUGGGUUGAGCGAUCUGACAUCACCAAAUGGAGCGUUGCUGUUGCCUAUUUUCAUGAAACAAGCAUACGAUAUCGUCAGCAUUGGGAACCAUGAGAUGUACUUGUGGGAGAACUUUGUUCAAGAGAGGGACGUUGUAGCUAAGCACUUUGCUGAGAACUACAUUUCUUCCAAUGUUGAGUUUGAAGUCGACGAUGGCAAGUUUGAACCUGUCGGUCAAAGGUACAAGUAUUUUGAGACAGAGGUUAAUAAUUAUCGAAUCUUAGCCUUUGGAUUCUUAUUUAAUUUCACCAGAAAUUGCAAUGGUUCCAAAGUAAUUCCUAUGCGUGAUGUUUCAGAGCUGGAAUGGUUUUUGGAUGCUUUGAAUCGUCAUUUGGGUCUGGUGGAUUUGAUUAUCAUCAAUGGUCAUACACCAAUCACUCCAACUUGGGAAGAGUUUUAUUUCAUUCAUAAGACAAUACGGAAGUACUAUCCCGACACGAAGAUCCAGUACUUUGGGGGCCAUUCUCAUAUUAGAGAUUUUAGGGUCUUGGAUGGUCUUCUGACGGCAAUUCAAAGUGGUAGAUUCUGUGAGACUGUUGGUUGGCUAAGCAUUAAUAUGACAACAAUUGCAAGAGCUCCAAUUACUGAGAUUUUCCAUAGAAGUUACAUAGACUUCAAUCCCCUGUCAUUCCUCUUCCAUUCGGGGUAUGAGAAUGUUGAUGAUUUCAUGACACCAAGGGGAACUGAAGUCAAGGCCCUAAUUCAUCGGAUCAAUGACCAACUAGACUUGGGCAAGGUAAUUGGCUAUGUUCCUCAAGACUAUUAUAUAGAUCGAGUCCCUCUGUCACAUCCUCAGAAUCUCUUAAAGUUGUUAACGGAGAAGGUGUUGCCUCUUUUAACGUACAAUUCCACCAUUCUGGAAAGAACAAUCAUUAUAAAUUCUGGGUCUUUACGUUACGACUUAUUUAAAGGUGCUUAUACCUUAGACACUCAUUAUAUUGUGUCACCCUUUAGGAAUAAAUGGGUCAAGCUUACAUUACCCAAACAUAUUGCUGUUAAGAUCUCCUACAUGUUGAACAAAGGAAGGUUUAUCAACUUCAAUUUGUUACCACUACAUCAUCAGUUUGAAGCAUUCAGACAACUGAGAGUGUAUCAACAACGUCAAGUCAAUUGUGAUGAUAAGAAUGACCAACAAAAAAAUUUAACUUAUGGUUACGUUACUCACGAUGAUUUCGGAUCUAACGGUGAUGAUACUCUCCAUAUCCCCCUGGGGAACCACUUUGUACCUAAUGUGGUUGAGUCACGUCAGUUCUAUAACGAUUUCAAGGGUGAAGAUUUAUGCGAUGUUAUCUUCUACGAUUUUAUAAGCCCUAAUAUCUAUUGGGCAUUGAAUGCUUUAGGGUAUCCCACAAAGGAAGCCGUUGGCUUUUAUUCCAAUGAAUAUUUGGGUCUAUUACUAGAUGAAUAUGCGAGAAUUGAGUUAGAAAAGAAAGGAAAAUAG